CACCGGAGAGUACACAGGCGUGACAACCAUCACAGAAGAACAGAAUUAGGUUAGAUCAGCAACCCCAAAUGUUCCUCUUCCUGUUUAGCCAAGAGCUCAGCAACAAAAUGAGCUGUUCCAGAUUGUGAUGGUGGUUAACAUUGCUGGCAGUAAUCUCUUUUCAUCACAGUGCCAGAAGGAGCAGAAACGCUGAGAUGACAGCUUCCAGCUUCAACUUCAUCGUCUUAACAAUUCAUCUGAGCUUCAUCCUACACUCAAGCCAUGGUUUUGAGGUGAUGCAGCCACAGCAUCGGACUGUAAACUCAGAUGGAUCAGCAUCGAUCAGCUGUGAACACACUGCAAACAUCACCUCUGUCGAAGAUGUUCAGCUUAGCGCCAUAGCACCAACAGGGAGACGAACUAUACUCUGUCAAAAGGGGAUGGAGAACUGUAAGAACAUUAUCAUGCAUCAAGAGAACCUCAACAAGUUCCUCUUCAUUAUACUCAAUAUUGGGCCAGAAGCCAUGGACAUGAAAUACGAGUGUGAGUUCACUGUGAAAAAAGAUGAUCUAGAUUACACCACGACAGGAGCACCAACCAUACUGUUGCCAGGUCAAAAGGAAGGAGUCAGCGCAUUUUCUCCAUGUCCUCCUUCUCCUUCUGUUCCUCCUCCUCAGCCUCAGGAUCAGCUAAGAUGGAUUAUAAUUGGUCUGCUGGCUCUGAUGCUCAUCUACAGCUGCAUCAUCACCUCCUUUUACAUCAGACUACGGGUCAGCAGCAACGAUCCUGAGAACUCCACCUAUGUAGUAAUGAGGAAAGCUCCUCUGCAAAGAUAUCCUCCUGACAUUUACUGUGGCUAGUUGAUUCACAUUUCCUCUCUACUAGCCUCACGAUGAAUGCAAUGAGAGGGAAACCAUGGACAUCCCAGGAGGAAACUAGCAACCCCAAUGAUGCUGCUUUAUUUAUGAAACUGGCAUCAUAGUCUCGAUCAUUUCUUCUAAAUGACUUUCUAAUUCAUGUCUCUUUUUCUACAUGAGGGGAAGCAUUACUGAAGAUAAACAGCAGAGUGAGACAAAGACUGUCUAAAGGCUGACUACUGUGCUGUCUGUCAGGGUGCAUCUGCUAAGCUCUGCUUUUACAAUUGAAUGCAAUAAGCCAUCAUAAUAUUAUCCAUUAUAUAUUAUACUGUAUACAUGAAUAUGUACACUUAAUUGUUAAUCUUAACCUUUUUCAGUCAAGCAUCAAACUUAUCUAUAUAAUACUUACACAAUAGAUUUUAUGUAUAACCUGUUCAGCCUGAAUCUUUAACACUGGAACUUCACUAAAAUUUGUCUGAUUCAUGCUGGGACCGAGCUAACUGUUAGCUCAAAGCAGCUCCCCAUGUGCUUUGCUGACCUUGCAACACUGAGAAUAAUACAUACAAUAACAACAGGAUAACACCAGGAAAACAGAGAAUCUGAGGAUAUCCCUUACAUUUUUACUAUAAGUGACAAUUCAACUCAGUUUUGUUGAUUUCCACUGUGAAUUUAAUGUAUUUUAUUUUAAAAUUUACAUUUAGAAUUUCUUUUUUCUUUGGUCACCUUACUGUUUAUGCUCUAUACUCACAUUACACUGUUAUUGCUGUUAUUAUUUUUGUUUUUUGUUUUUUUAAUUUUAUCAUACAUUUUUACUGGCCACUGCAGGAAGCGGUCUGAUCUCUGGUCUCUGUCCAGUCCCUAGAAACCACCUUGAGCUUUACUCGAUGCAAUGGAAGCAAUUCUUGAACAUAGUAAUGCAUCUCACUCAUUCCUCAGCGGAUGGGCCUCAUCCUCGAUUGGAGGUUCUUCAGUGUGGAAAGAAAGCUGAGACCUGCACAGUGUGAGUCUGGCCCAAAGUGAUUCUGCUGCUUAAAUAAUAUAGCAGGCACAAGAAAGGAGGAUAAUAAAUAAAUGCAUACAUACCUGAAAUGAGGAUGGCCUCUCCAACCUUGCCUAUUGCUGCUGGUCAGCAACAGGAAGUGAGAUGGCAUCACAUGUAUCAACUAGUUUGUCUGAUUUGUUUUGAUGAAUAUUCUGUUUAAGUCACCUUUCAUUUUAUCAAUAAAAAGAAAAAGGACAACCCUA
This is a messenger RNA of Scatophagus argus, 2081 nucleotides long. RefSeq lists its product as uncharacterized. Bases 195 to 839 code for a protein of 214 amino acids. The transcript has 5 exons. NCBI's taxonomy places the organism in Eukaryota, Metazoa, Chordata, Actinopteri, Scatophagidae. The record is from RefSeq and is a predicted model, not a curated record.